Messenger RNA from Alternaria rosae, 2119 nucleotides. Its product is annotated as cytochrome P450 52A12. The coding region runs from base 276 to 1898 and encodes 540 amino acids. Gene Ontology annotation, molecular function: oxidoreductase activity, acting on paired donors, with incorporation or reduction of molecular oxygen, reduced flavin or flavoprotein as one donor, and incorporation of one atom of oxygen; heme binding; iron ion binding. The transcript is spliced from 2 exons. NCBI's taxonomy places the organism in Eukaryota, Fungi, Ascomycota, Dothideomycetes, Pleosporales, Pleosporaceae. The record is from RefSeq and is a predicted model, not a curated record.
CAGGGGGCAAACACGAUUCCGAAGAGCUAGCGGCCGUGAAUAUUGCACGCCGCGUGGGUCUGGUUCCUCUUUACCCUUGCGACAGGUUACGUGUAUGGCUAUUGUAGCGGAGGCGCCAAACGGACCCUGGUGCAUUCGUGACGGGCGUAGUGCGAUCGAGUUCUAUACCUAGAUACUUAAACGGGUCAGUUCUUCUCGAGAAGUUGCUUCUCACCAACAUACAAACCCUGCUACGACUGCGUGUUCACCCCGCCCCGCAGAGUCUUGUUUGCAACAUGCACAACUCCAUCCUCUUAGCCGCCUGGGCCGGCAUUUCUUUUGUUCUCUACAAGCUCAUCUCCUCGUUUAUCAUCUACCGCCGCCAUGCUGCUAGAGCACGUCAGUUGGGCUGCUUGCCUGCCCAUCCUACUUCGCAGUCUGCAUUCGAUCCCUUGGGACUCCAGAACGUUGCCAAAAUAAUCAAGGCGGACAAACAAUACCGUGUACCGCAAUACUUGAAAGACCGCAUUGAUACUGCCUGUGCGAAAGAAAGCAAAAUUAUCAACACAUUCCAUCAAAAAAUAAUGGGUGUAGAGGGUUACUUCACAAUUGAACCGAGAAACAUCCAGGCUAUACUGGCCACGCAAUUCAAGGACUACGGACUAGGAGAAAGGCGAAACGGCAACUUUUCUCCACUACUCGGCCGUGGCAUCUUUUCUAGCGACGGUGAGCAAUGGGCACAUGCAAGGUCACUACUUCGGCCCCAGUUCGCUCGAGACCAAGUCAGCGAUUUGGACCUCGAAGAAGAACAUAUGAAGAACAUGAUGCGGGUACUACCUACCAACUCAGACGGCUGGACAAAUGUCACGGACCUCAAGCCGCUUUUCUUCCGCCUGACCCUCGACAGCGCCACAGAGUUCCUUUUUGGCGAGAGCGUUGACUCUCAGCUUGCAUCACUACCCGACUACAAGUCCAGUAAGCCCCCAAUGACUGUGAACGAACAUGACUUUGCCACCUCCUUCGACCAGGCGCAGAACACCAUCGCAGCAGCCAGCCGACUUGGAGAGGCCUACUGGCUCGUAUAUGACAAGACGUUUAGAGACCACUGCAAACGCUGCCACGAGUUCAUUGAUCACUACGUCCAAAUCGCGCUAUCGAAGGAGAAGGGCACUACCCAGGAGAAGUCACAUGGCAAGCAGAGAUACGUCUUCCUCGAUGCACUUGCAGAGUCGACCCGCAACCCCAUCGAGCUUCGCGAACACCUGAUAUCAAUUCUACUAGCCGGUCGUGACACCACCGCAUCGCUACUGUCAUACGUCUUCAUGCUCCUCUCAGAGCACAAGGAUGUCUACAAGGCCCUGCGCAGCGUCGUCUUGGAGACUUUCGGCACCUAUUCCAACCCCAAAGACAUAACAUUCGAGUCGCUGAAGUCGUGCAACUAUCUGCAGUGGGUUUUGAAUGAGACUCUGCGUCUUUACCCAGUAGUCCCUAUCGACGGCCGCCGCGCCCUCAAAGAUUCUACCCUGCCCGUGGGCGGCGGUCCAGACGGCACAGCACCCCUAUACGUGAAGGAGGGAAUGCAAAUAGACUACAGUGUAUACGUCAUGCACCGUCGUGCUGAUCUGUGGGGCCCUGACGCUGAGGAAUUCCGACCCGAGCGCUGGAAUGGAAGGAAGAGUGGGUGGGAGUAUCUUCCUUUCAACGGCGGCCCAAGGAUUUGCAUCGGACAGCAAUUUGCCCUGACAGAAGCCGGAUACGUCGUUGUAAGGUUGAUGCAGAGAUUUGAGGCCAUCGAGGGGGUUGGCAACACUUGGGAGCCAACGGAGAAGGGUGGCAUGGGAUAUGUUAGGAACGGGCUGAGCUUAACGACUUGCCCCGCGGAUGGUGUUAAGCUAAGGUUGAAGGAAGCCAAGGAGUAAACCGGCUGUACAUAAGUUCUUGACUUUAGUUAUGAGACUCUAUUCUUCCAUUCCUCUGUUGAACGCGGUGACGAAACUGCACUAAGUAUCCUGAUGCUUCUGAAGUUGAGCAAGUAUAAGAUCAUCUGGUAGUGUAUUGCGUUGCGGCCGACUGCAAUGCCCACCUAGGCCAUUGUAGUAUUCAUUGUCGAAAGCUUCGUGUCAGGAUAAAUGAAUCCAAG